This is a messenger RNA of Trichomycterus rosablanca, 3607 nucleotides long. RefSeq names its product transcriptional repressor p66-alpha-like. Gene Ontology annotation, molecular function: sequence-specific DNA binding. Gene Ontology annotation, biological process: negative regulation of transcription by RNA polymerase II. Bases 163 to 2100 code for a protein of 645 amino acids. The transcript is spliced from 11 exons. Lineage: Eukaryota; Metazoa; Chordata; Actinopteri; Siluriformes; Trichomycteridae. Gene Ontology annotation, cellular component: NuRD complex. The record is from RefSeq and is a predicted model, not a curated record.
AGGAGGAGGGUUGAGCUCAGUCAGGGCUGAGUGAGUGUUGGGUAUCCCCGCGGUUCCUCUGUUUUUUACGCUGAAUUCACGGAGUUAAUUUGCACCCAGGAGCUGGAGGAAGAGCCGGUGAGACGCGGACGAACAUCACACGGAGCCGCUCCAGGUGUGGCCAUGUGUGACGAGGCGGUGCGGCAGACCCGGAGUCAGAAGCGAGCUCAGGAGCGGGACACGCUGCCUGUAGACUUGGAUGUGAAGAAGAUAAAGCUAGAGGGUGAAGGAGAAAAAGAUGAGCGGCCAGUGCUGCGUCCCAGGCUAGACCCCUCGGUGCGUGGCUCCAGUAUUUUGAGCACCGGCGAGGUGAAGGCCACAAUUAAAGUGGAACUGCAGACCAAAGACGAGCCUGUAGACAUGAGCACCACCAAAAGUGACAUUAAGAAAGAGAAGCAGCUCUCAUCACCGGAUGAUGUCAUUGUUUUGUCCGAUAAUGAGCCGUCCAGUCCACAGAUGAACGGUGGGAGCCACUACAAAGAGCUCGACACUGAUCUGCUCAUGAAGAGCAGUCCUGAAGAGAGGGAACGCAUUAUAAAGCAACUGAAAGAGGAGCUGAGGUUAGAGGAGGCCAAACUGGUCCUGUUAAAGAAACUCAGACAAAGCCAAAUCCAGAAAGAAACCAACAUACAAAAGCCGCUGGGUUCGAGUGCCACGGCUACACCUCCUCCUCUGGUGAGAGGCUCAGCAACCAAAGGAACUCAACCUCAGGUUCUGUCCAGCCGAAGCUCGUCUGUGGUCAUCCCUCCUCCAUUGGUGCGCGGGGGCCAGGUGUCUAAACACGGCUCUCAGAACUCUCACAUCAUCAUGCCACCUCUGGUCAGAGGAGCUCAGUCAAUCUCGGUGACCCCGCAGCAAAUAGUGAACCUGCGACAGCAGCAGCAGUACUCCGUCUCCGGCCCCCCACCACUGCUGCUGGCCCCUAGAAACUCUGUUUCCACUGUGCAUGGCCAGAAAAUCAUCCAACCAGGCCUCAUUCGUGUCGCCAACAUGUCCAAUGCCAACAUGCUUGUCAACGUUAUCCCGUCUAAUACCAAUCUGAAGAUGUUAUCAGGGAGCUCUCAAAGCAGUGCCAACGAGUCUCCUGCCAGUCGGCAGGCGGCGGCUAAGCUGGCACUGCGAAAGCAGCUGGAGAAAACACUGCUGGAAAUCCCACCUCCCAAACCACCUGCUCCCGAAUUCAACUUCCUGCCCUCGGCUGCAAAUAAUGAGUUCAUCUACCUGGUGGGGCUGGAGGAGGUUGUACAGUGUCUGCUGGAUGCCCUGGGACGAGGUAAACAGGGCAGCUCUGCGUCCUCACCUCCCACUGAACCGUUCACCUGCUCUCAGUGCAAGACCGAUUUCACCUGCCGCUGGCGUAAGGAGAAGAGCGGCAGCAUCAUGUGUGAGCAGUGCAUGUCCACCAAUCAGAAGAAGGUGCUGAAGGCCGAACACACCACUCGGCUGAAAGCGGCGUUCGUUAAGGCCCUGCAGCAGGAACAGGAGAUCGAGCAGAGGAUCCUUCAGCAGGCCUCGUCUCCUGUCUCCCACUCAUCGUCUUCAUCAGCCCACGGUGUGAAAGCUGAGCAGCAGAUGAUCGUGUCUCAGCAGAUCAAGCAGCGCUUGUCCUCUUCGCUCCAGCACAGUCGAUCCAGCCAGCCAAUCAGUCGUCAUCAUUCUACCAUUGCACAGAGUUCUGCUCAGUUGUCGCGUAGCAUUCAGCAGUCAGCGGUGGCCCUGCGUGGUGUCUCUCACUCCUUCUCUUCAUCCUCUCAGCUCCAGAACGCCGUAGCCGCUGCAGCGCUGGUCAGCAGGCCAGGUAAGCAUGCUGUGCUACACGGGUCAAAGGUCAGCAACAACAGCAGAGGCAGCAGCAGUGCCGGCAACAGGAACUCUAAGAAAGUGACCUCCUCCACCUGGAGGAAGCAGAACAGCGCAACACCAGGUGUGACGAUGGCUUACGUGAACCCCAGUCUGCCUGUUCAUAAGAGUUCCACCUCAGCAGUAGAGCGUCAGAGAGAGUAUCUCUUAGACAUGAUCCCCUCCAGAUCCAUCUCCCAGACUGCAAACACAUGGAAAUAAAUCACACAACCUGCAUCUGAGCUUUCAUCACCAUCACAAACUUCAGUCCUCCUCUAGAACCUCACCUGGACCCCUGGUGACAAACAGUUCUGGCAAACACAACACAUUCAGGAACAGAUCUAGAGAACAUUAAUGCCGGAUUUUGAGGCCUAGUCUGGGAGUCUUGCUUUUUUUCAAGAAAUCUAAAUAAGCUCACAUUUUUCUGAUUACAGUUAUUUUUCUUAAUUGCUUUGCUUACGAUUUUUACCUUUCUUUAGUUCCUUCAAAAAAACAAGUUUAAUUAUUGUGCUGCGAGUGUGACGUUAAAAAUUAAACAAAGGUUAAAGGGCUUCCAUGUGCUGCAGUUUGAGCACCGACACAUAGAAAAAGACUGUGUAUCUAUGUAUGAAAGAAAUAAUAGGUUACUUGAGACUGUAUAGGUUCAGUUCUUCUGGACAAAACGUUUUCCUUUCAAAAAAAUAACAAAAGUACAAAAAAAUAAAUAAAUAAAUACACCUUUAAAUGCAUAAUGAAAGCCAGCAGUGCUAAAUGAAGAGCCAUUUUGGCUACUUUUUUCUGCUAUUUUGAGUCAUAGUUGAACUGGACUGAUGUUGAAUUAUGUUUGAUAUUGUAUGUUAGAAAUUGUUCAUCCCUUGUACCAGCACUAUUUUUUUUGCCUUCGCUUUAGUUUUGAGUUUGAUCAUACCGUGGUGUACAAUAGCCCUAAUUUGUAUAGACAGAACACAACUGACCCUAAUGCAAUGCUUUAUAUUGACUGGGUCAUUGCAAGGUUAUGCAGGGAACCCUUGCCCCCAAACAGGGCUAAGGCUGUUUUUAUUUCUUAUUAUUUUAGUACAUUUAUUUAUGUGAUACAGUACGACUGUCACAAUUUUAGUUACAACAGUUACCCCAACAGUGGUAUGUUAAAAGACCCAAAGAGAAAAUUUGACCAGUAAAAAAUUAUUUGCCUGAUAGAUCGGCUACUUGUUUGUGCAUUGAAAUUUGAUUCCAGUUAAAAACAGUUUAGGAUAUGUUUAGGAUAUGUUCACCUAAGCAAAAAGUUUAAAUUCAUUCAAAACAACUAAUAAUUAUAUCCUCUUAAAUGUGUGAUUCAAACAAAGAUGACUCAAAGACAAAAGUUUAAACCAUCUUAUCUGUUGAAAGUAAUUCCCUUUGUUCCAUUUCCAUUUGUUGAGACUAGGUUAAUUUAUUAUUUGUUUUUAUAUGCCCCUUAUUUUACGUAACUGUGCACCACCAAUCCAGUUUCUCUUUAUAUGGUUAAGAGAAUUGUCCCACCAUGUCUGACACCAGAUUCGAUUAAUUUCACAGCACCUUUACUACCUGUAACAAAGAGGAGAGGACGGUGCUAUUGUCUCCUCAUCAGCCCAUGUCGUGCUGUUCCAUUUCGUUGGCUUGAUAGCUUUCUGCCUCUGGUUCUACCACACUGUACAGUCAGUUGCUAUUGGUCAGGUUUAAUUUUGUUUUCCAGUUUAAAAAUAAUAAUAAAUAAUAAUAAUUUUACCCUUGA